Molecule: messenger RNA, 11203 nt
Organism: Dromiciops gliroides (monito del monte)
Lineage: Eukaryota; Metazoa; Chordata; Mammalia; Microbiotheria; Microbiotheriidae
Gene: KNL1
Product: kinetochore scaffold 1
Exons: 27
Coding region: 115-9615 (3166 amino acids)
Biological process (GO): attachment of spindle microtubules to kinetochore; cell division; protein localization to kinetochore
Cellular component (GO): nucleus
Source: RefSeq, a predicted model, not a curated record
CCGAGUACCCGCUGGAGCCGCACCCCCCUGUGAGCGGCCUGACCCUACCCCGCGGCCCCCAGAGGAUGAGUAGACCAACAGGGUAGUUAUUGCCUGAAAAGUAACUCUUCAAAAAUGGAUGGGUUUUGCCCAGAGCCCAGUGAGGAAAAUAACCAUAAAGAACCGAUUACCCGAAGGCGGCGUUCUUCAAUUUUGAAACCCCCACGGAGUCCUCUUCAAGACAAAAGAAGUGGAAAUGAAAUUGGUCAGGACAUCACUACAAGAAGUCGGAAAAGCUCUCGUCGGGUCAGCUUUGCAGAAACCAUUAAAGUAUUCCAGACAGAAAUUCCUACAGAAGUUAAGGAAGAGCCAAAAAAUACAGGAAAAGCUGUAGGAGAAAAAAUUCCAUUUAAAGAAAUUAAAAGACCAGAAGAUAAUCAAUGUGCUAUCAUUGGAAUGGAAACACUGCUUCGUGCUCCUAUUCAGGCUCAGUUGCAACAGCCAGAGGGCUUGGAUAUGGAGCCUGUUCAUGAAAAAAAGUAUGAAAACGAUCAAACAGUCAUCUUCUCAGAUGAAAAUCAAAUGGACUUGACAGCUAGUCACACUGUGAUGAUUACAAAGGGCCUCUUAAGUUGCCCUGAAAUGGGAAAGCCCUUCAAAAUAGACACCAAAUCCUUUCUGGCCAACUUAAAGUCCCACACUGAAGAUCUAACCAUGAACAAAGAUUUUAAUUUGUCCACUGCUCCUGAGAGUAUAACUGAUAAAUGUUCGUUUCAGUCCAAAACAAGUACCUCUUCAGAAAAUAAACUAAAUUUCAAUGACUUCAUAAAAAGAUUAAAAUUAGAAAAAUCUAUUAGUUCCUGUAUUGAAGGACCUGAUAAGGAAAAUGUCUUUAUACCACACAUUCCUUCCCAAGAGCCAAACAAUGAUGCCUUUUUUCUGCCAAAAAAGCAUGUAUUUCCUAAUGCAGAAGAGAAGAGCCAUGGUCUCGCUAGACUCUUCAGAGAACAAGAUGAUGGAAAAGAUAUCACCCAGUGCUUUACAGACAGUAUUCAGUCCAUGCACCCGAUAGCCAGAGAGCCUCUCUUGAGGCCAGCUGAACGACGUGAUUUUACAGUACAUGGCAAUGACUUUAUGGACUUGACAGUUAAUCACACAGCCCAGAUUUUCCUUCCUACAAAUAACGUAUCUGGGAGAGAGAAUCAUAAUCAGAGUGUCACAAAAGGUGGCUAUACUACUAAAAAUCCAGAGACAAAGAGAAUCUGUAAAAUCCAACAGAAUGUUCCAUCUCAAGACCCUUCAGGAAAUCUUGAGAAUGAAAUAGAUAUUACCAGAAGCCACACUGGGAUGAUAGAAAGUCACCUAGCAUCACAGGCUUCCAACCAAGGCUCUGGGACGUUAACCUGGGCUCCAGAAUCUACAUGUCCUGGCUUAGUAUUUCAAGGUGAUAAAACAAUUUUCUUUUCUAGUAAUGAUGAUGCCAUGGAAAUGACUAAAAGUCUUACACCCAAAAGAGAUGAUAAAUAUGCACAUGUCAGUAAUUUAACUCAAAUGUAUCCAAAUGUAGGGAAUGCCAACUCUAGUUUCAUGGAUAAAACUGUUUAUUCAGAAGAGGUUGAUAUGGACAUUACUAAGAGUAACACAGUUGCCAUACAUGAUCAGAUUAUUGAAUUAUGUCCAACUAAUGUACAGGUCCUUUCUCUACCAAAUCUUGAAAAUGACCUAUUUCAGGAUCAAGAGACUGUUUCAGAGGAUAUGAAACAGAACAAAAGCUGCAAUACAAUUUCUUAUAUAACUAGAGGAAGAAUACAGCAGGUUCUGGCAAAUCCUUUAGGUGUUUCAUUGUCUGGUAACAACUCUGUUGUCUUCUCAGGUGAAGAUAUGGAUUUGACCAAGUGUUGUACAGUCAAGAUUGAUAGCAGCAACUUAGGAACUCAGUUACCUCUGACCUCAGCUAAUGUGCUGGCCCCUGUGAAAACGAAAAAACCUCUCUCUCCCGGAAGUAGACCUAUAUCUCAGAUUGUUCAACAGAUUCCAUUUCCACCAAAAGAGGCAUUUAAUUCCUUCUUGCAAGACAAAGGUGAUCUACAGUCUGAAAAACCAUUUGGUAACUGCCAGAAUUCAUUAUCCCAACCUGAGAAUCACACAGUGGCUAAUACAGAUGUGAGCCCAGAGUAUGCUCAUCAAUCACUGAUAGCCAUGAAAUUAGUUUCGACCAAUUCACUCUUGCCUUAUCCUUCAGAAAAGACUAUUAUUUUUGCCCCUGAGCAAGAUAAUAUGGACUUGACUGAAAACCAUGAAGUAAUUAUUCAAACUGGCAACUCAAAGAUAACAGCAGAAGAACAGCAGAAGCAGAAAUACAAUGAGGCUUCUUUGAGACAUGGGAAAUCACCAGGCUUAACCCUCUCAUCUUUGAAUAACAAAAGGAUGACUGAAAAUAUGGGGGAUAGUUUGGAGAUCAAUAAAAUCCAUACAAUUGCAGGAGAGAAAGCAGAUUUAGAAGAAGGAACAAGCAGCACCCCAGAUAAAACAGUGGUGUUUUCAGAUAAUCAGGAUGAUCUAGAAAUGACUAAGUCCCACACUGUUGUCAUUGAUUACCAGACUAUGGAGAAGAUGCAAGAUAGGUCUCAUCUUAAGGACUCUAGAAGGAAAAGCCUAGGUCAACCAAAGAUGAUGUUUGCUCCUAAUGAUCAGACUGUGGUCUUUUCAGAGGAAGGUGGGAAUGAUUUGGAUCUCACUAAGAGCCACACAACAGUAAUAAACAGCCAGAUGGUGCCACAAGGAGAUGGCCACAGGAGUAUUCCUGUGGAUAGGACUAUCAUGUUUACAUCUAAGGAUGACAUGGAAUUAACUAAGUCAACUCCUUGCAUGAUUGAUAAAACUGUAGAGGGACCCAACUUGGAGAGUGCAGAGCUGUUAGACAAACCUGGGGGAAGGAAAAGCAAGAAUGAACUCUACAGUAACAAAACUGUUGUGUUUCCAGCAGGUAAUGAGAAUAAUAUGGAAGUUACCAGUGCUCUUACAAAGGAAAUAAACCACAAAGGUGCCCUAGAAGGUGAACAGGACAGUUGUCUGAUACCUUUAGCUACAGCUUCCAAAACUGUUUUGUACAGAGGUGAACAGGAUGACAUGGAGAUCACUGACAUCACCAAAAGCCACUUUUUUGCAAAAGACUGUGAAGCUGAUUUACAAGAUGUAGGAACCAGUAGGAAAAUAGAUAAAACAAUGGUAUUUGCAGAUAAUCAGGAUGAGCUAGAAAUUACCAAGUCUCAUACUGUUGUCAUUGAUUACCAAACUAUGAAGAAGACACAAGAUAGGUCUAAUCUGAAGAGCUCUGGAAGGAAAAGCUUAGGUGGACCAAAGAUGACAUUUACUCCCAAUGAUCAGACUGUGUUCUUUUCAGAGGAAGAUGGGAAUGAUUUGGAUCUCACUAAGAGCCACACAACAGUAAUAAGCAGUCAGAUGGUGCCACAAGGAGAUGGCCACAGGAGUAUUCCUAUGGAUAAGACUGUAAUGUUUACAUCCCAUGAUGACAUGGAAUUAACUAAGUCAACCCCUUGUAUGAUUGAUAAAACUGUAGAGGGAUCCAACUUGGAGAGUGCACAGCUGUUAGACAAACCUGGGGGAAGUAAAAGCAAGAAUGAACUCUACAGUAACAAAACUGUUGUAUUUCCAGCAGGUAAUGAGAAUAACAUGGAAGUUGCCAGUGCUCUUACAAAGGAAAUAAACCACAAAGGUGCCCUAGAAGGUGAACAGGACAGUUGUCUGAUACCUUUAGCUACAUCUUCCAAAACUGUUUUGUACAGAGGUGAACAGGAUGACAUGGAGAUCACUGACAUCACCAAAAGCCACAUUUUUGGAACAGACUAUGAAGCUGAUUUACAAGAUGUAGGAACCAGUAGGAAAAUAGAUAAAACAAUGUUAUUUGCAGAUAAUCAGGAUGAGCUAGAAAUUACCAAGUCUCAUACUGUUGUCAUUGAUUACCAAACUAUGAAGAAGACACAAGAUAGGUCUAAUCUGAAGAGCUCUGGAAGGAAAAGCUUAGGUGGACCAAAGAUGACAUUUACUCCCAGUGAUCAGACUGUGUUCUUUUCAGAGGAAGAUGGGAAUGAUUUGGAUCUCACUAAGAGCCACACAACAGAAAUAAGCCACAAAGGUAUACUAGAAGGCAAACAGGACAGUUGUUUGGUACCUUUAGCUGCAGCUUCCAAAACUUUUUUGUGUAGAGGCAAACAGGAUGACAUGGAGAUCACUAACUUCACUGAAAGCCACAUGUUUGCAAUGGACUGUGAUGUUAAUUUACAAGAUUUAGUAACCUGUCAACUUAUGGAUAAAACAGUGAUGUUUGCAGAUAAUCAAGAUGAACUAGAAAUUACUAAGUCCCACACUGUUGUCAUUGAUUACCAGACUUUGGAGAAGACACAAGAUAGGUCUCAUCUUAAGGACUCUAGAAAAAAUAGCCAAGGCCAGCCUAAGAUGAUGUUUGCACCUAAUGAUCAGACUGUGUUCUUUUCAGAGGAAGAUGGGAAUGAUCUGGAUCUCACUAAGAGCCACACAACAGUAAUAAACAGCCAAAUAGUGCCACAAGGAGAUGAACAUAAUAAUAUUCCUAAAAACAAAACUGUAAUGGUUACAUCCAGUGAUGAUAUGGAAUUGACUAAAUUGACCACUCGCAUAACUGACAAAACCACAGAGGAUCCUGGAUUGGAUACUGUACAGCUGUUUGAAAAACCUGAAGAGAAGAAAAGUAUAAAUAAACUCAACAGUGACAAAACUGUUGUUUUUUCAGCGAGUGAUGAAAAUGAGAUGGAAAUUAACAAUACUUGUUCAAUAGAAAUAAACCACAAAGGUCUCCUAGAAGGUGGACAAGACAGUUGUUUGGUACCUUUAGCUACAGUUUCCAAAACUGUUUUGUACAGAGGUGAACAGGAUGACAUGGAGAUCACUGACAUCACCAAAAGCCACAUUUUUGCAACAGACCAUGAAGCUGAUUUACAAGAUGUAGGAACCAAUAGGAGAAUGGAUAAAACAAUGGUGUUUUCAGAUAAUCAGGAUGAUCUAGAAAUUACUAAGUCCCACACUGUUGUCAUUGAUUACCAGACUAUGGAGAAGAUGCAAGAUAGGUCUCAUCUUAAGGACUCUAGAAGGAAAAGCCUAGGUCAACCAAAGAUGAUGUUUGCUCCUAAUGAUCAGACUGUGAUCUUUUCAGAGGAAGGUGGGAAUGAUUUGGAUCUCACUAAGAGCCACACAACAGUAAUAAACAGCCAGAUGGUGCCACAAGGAGAUGGCCACAGGAGUAUUCCUGUGGAUAGGACUAUCAUGUUUACAUCUAAUGAUGACAUGGAAUUAACUAAGUCAACCCCUUGUAUGAUUGAUAAAACUGUAGAGGGAUCCAACUUGGAGAGUGCAGAGCUGUUAGAUAAACCUGGGGGAAGUAAAAGCAAGAAUGAACUCUACAGUAACAAAACUGUUGUGUUUCCAGCAGGUAAUGAGAAUAAUAUGGAAGUUACCAGUGCUCUUACAAAGGAAAUAAACCACAAAGGUGCCCUAGAAGGUGAACAGGACAGUUGUCUGAUACCUUUAGCUACAGUUUCCAAAACUGUUUUGUAUAGAGGUGAACAGGAUGACAUGGAGAUCACUGACAUCACCAAAAGCCACAUUUUUGCAAAAGACUGUGAAGCUGAUUUACAAGAUGUAGGAACCAGUAGGAAAAUAGAUAAAACAAUGGUAUUUGCAGAUAAUCAGGAUGAGCUAGAAAUUACCAAGUCCCAUACUGUUGUCAUUGAUUACCAAACUAUGAAGAAGACACAAGAUAGGUCUAAUCUGAAGAGCUCUGGAAGGAAAAGCUUAGGUGGACCAAAGAUGACAUUUACUCCCAAUGAUCAGACUGUGUUCUUUUCAGAGGAAGAUGGGAAUGAUUUGGAUCUCACUAAGAGCCACACAACAGUAAUAAACAGCCAGAUGGUGCCACAAGGAAAUGGCCACAGGAGUAUUCCUGUGGAUAGGACUAUCAUGUUUACAUCUAAUGAUGACAUGGAAUUAACUAAGUCAACCCCUUGUAUGAUUGAUAAAACUGUAGAGGGACCCAACUUGGAGAGUGCAGAGCUGUUAGACAAACCUGGAGGAAGUAAAAGCAAGAAUGAACUCUACAGUAACAAAACUGUUGUGUUUCCUGCAGGUAAUGAGAAUAAUAUGGAAGUUACCAGUGCUCUUACAAAGGAAAUAAACCACAAAGGUGCCCUAGAAGGUGAACAGGACAGUUGUCUGAUACCUUUAGCUACAGCUUCCAAAACUGUUUUGUAUAGAGGUGAACAGGAUGACAUGGAGAUUACUGACAUCACCAAAAGUCACAUUUUUGGAACAGACUGUGAAGCUGAUUUACAAGAUGUAGGAACCAGUAGGAAAAUAGAUAAAACAAUGUUAUUUGCAGAUAAUCAGGAUGAGCUAGAAAUUACCAAGUCUCAUACUGUUGUCAUUGAUCACCAAACUAUGAAGAACACCCAAAACAUGUUUCCAGAUAAGGCAGAACUUGAUAGCUUUAAAAGAAAUUACCCAGUUGGAGCACCAGUAACAUAUGUUCCUAAUAAUGAGACUAUUUUCCUUUCAGGUGAAGGUGUUAAUGAUAAAAAGGUCACUAAAAAACAAACAGAUGCAAUAGAAAAUAGAAGUUUUCUUCAGGAUGUACAGCAGCAGUCUGCAGUAUCUUUCUUCCCUGCAGAUAAAACUGUUAUGUUUACAGGUGAUCAGGAUGCAAUGGAAAUGGACAGAUCUCAAAGCACUAUUAUUAAUGAAAAACCUGUGGAAAAAGUUAUUGAUCAGGAUUAUAUAUUGGAAACAGCCAAAAACAAAGCAUCUCCUUUUGAUAGUGCAAUUUUAUUGGGAAAAAUGACAAAACCUAAAUCUAAAACAAUUCCAUUUAAGUUUCCAAAGCAUCAAGUGAAAGCUUUCACCAAUGAUGGAGAGCAAAGACAAAGAAGUGAGCUCUUCAGGGAUGCUGUAUUUGCUGACUCUCAACCUCAGGAAAUUACCCACUUAAUUCCUAUACCAGAAAAGGAGCAAUGUAUUAUAAAUAAAGAUAAACUAAUGCAACCUAAGGCAGAAAAUGGAAAUUUGGAAGGUGCUACAGGAAACGUUCACACGCUUAACCAUGAAAACAAGAUCAAAAUGUUGCAUGAUGAUAGAGAACUUACUACAGCCUCAGAAAAGGAACUAAAACAAAAUGUACAAAUAUCUGAAUGGGAAACAACUAUGGAAAUCCAUGUUAACUCAGGCUCAAUUACACAAGUACAGCCGCUCCAGGCCAUGCUUUCCCAACUGUCAAAUCCUGUGAUUUCAUCUAAAGCUAUUAGUACUGCUAAUACCAAACCAAAUCUGAAUAAUAAAAUCAAGAGAUCUGAAAUUUUUUCACAAUCUCAGACUGGUCAUAUAGCUAACUUUACAGAACAGUUAUCCAAAUUGAGAAAACAAGCAGAAGACAGUAUAGAUAGAUCUCAAACCACUGAAAAACAAGAUACAAAAAUAGAAACCAAUGAUGCCAACAACAUCAAAGAUGAGGGAAAAUCCUAUUCUUCUAAUGGAGAUGCAUCUCAUUCUGUUUUAAAAGAUAAAAUUAAGGCAAGAAGGUACUCUCUAGGAAUCUUCUUACCCAAACUGCCAAACAAAAGAAAUCGCAGUGUCACUGGUAUGAAUGCCUUAGAGCAUGAUCCAGUAGAAUCAACUGACUUAAACAUUUUAGAAACUCAACCAGUUAACAAGAAAAAUUCCAAUUUGAUGUCUGCUUUAACAGAGCCACACUUGAGCCCCUCUCAGUAUAUAAAUGAGGAGCCCCUUCCUCUAGAUCCAGAAGAGAACAAUUCCUCUGAAUCCAUCAGCAUUGAAACCGAGGGAAAGACUUUGCCUGAGUCUUGCCAAAAAGAGAUCCAACUACCUGAAAGUACAGGGAAGGAAACCUUCACUAGUCAGAAAAGACUCCUGGUACAAGGAGAAGAUGACAGUGUUCCCAGUGAGAAGAAAAUCCGAAAGGAUGAAACCAAUCUUAGUAAUUCAGCCCAGGCUCUCCAGGCACUUGAUCACCAUAUAGAAGAGAAUGUGGAUAAAAAUCCUUGUGGUUCAUUGAUGAAAAGUCUUAACAGGACCCCAUCUAGUUGUUCCAGCUCCUCGGAUUCCAUCAAGGCUGAUGGGACAUCCAUGAAUUACAGCAUACAGCAGAGCAGUCAGAUGGAAUCACAAUUUCUCAUGGACAACAUUUGUGAAGAGAGCUUGAAAGAGAAACUCCAUGAUGGCAGGAUCACAGUAAGAGAGUUCUUUACACUUUUGCAGGUCCACAUUUUAAUUCAGAAACCCCGACAGAGUAACCUUCCAGCCAAUUUUGCUACAAAUAUUCCAUCUACACAGAGAGAAUUAAUGUUAAGCCAAUAUGUUUACCGGCCCAAAAUACAGAUUUAUAAAGAAGAUUGCCAGGCUCUCCGUGAAAAGACUGAAGAAUUAAAGCUCCGUGCCUUAAAACAGGAUAAACUGCUGGUGGAUGUGAAUAGGAGCCUGUGGGAAGUAAUGAAGGGCUGCUCUGAUGAAGAGCUGAAGACAUUUGGAGUACAUCUGAACAAAAUGAAAUCACGUUUUGCCAAGAAGACCAAAGUUUUUGCUCACCAAGGGAAAGUGGUUCUAUAUAGCAAAUUGGUACAAUCGGCAAAGGCUGAAAGGGAAAAGCUUCAAACAAGGAUGGACAAGAUGGAGUCUGUACUCAAGGAGGUGGACACCUGUCUUGCUGCUCUGGACCUAGAAAUUAAGAAUCUGGACAAAAAUGAAGAAGAUAUUCCUAUGGCAGAGUGGGAUUCUGAAAUGUUAGCUACAGAAAAAGAAUUAGAACAAUUACAAGCUAAAGAAGAGGAACUAAAGAGGAAUAUAUCAGAACUGGAGAUACAGAGGCAACAGGCACUUGCACAAAUAAACAGCCUACAAAGAGAAGCAGAUAGAACUAAGGAAUGCCUGGAAAAAUUCAAUGGCUCAGAGUGGGAGAUCAUUGAAUGGAGUGAUAGCCAGGCUGUAUUCACUUUCCUUUAUGACUCAAUAGAGCUCACCAUCACCUUUGGAGAGCCUGUGGAUGGUCUUCCUUUCCUGAGCAAGACUUGCAGAAAGAUUAUUGAUAUAAACUUUGAAACUCUGCUGCAUGAAAAUAAAGCUCCCCCAUCAUCACAGUUAGUGCAUAGACUCAUUUUUCAGUUCAUUGAGAAUCAAGGAUCAUGGAAGAAUAAAUGCAUAACCCAGCAUCAUGUGCCUAAGAUGCUACAAGAGAUUUCAUUGGUAGUAAGCCGUUGCAGACUCCUAGGAGAAGAAAUUGAAUUUCUAAAUAGAUGGGGACCAAACUAUAACCUCAUGAACAUAGAUGUGAAUAAUACCGAAGUGAAGCUCUUAUUCUCCAGCUCUGCUGCUUUUGCAAAGUUUGAAUUGACACUGACUCUUUCAUCCUAUUAUCCAUCUGUCCCAUUAUCUUUCACCAUUCAGAACCUCAUUGGGAACAUUGCUCAAGAUAAAAUUGCUGCCGUUUUGUCUAAUGUGCCGCUGGAUAACGACCACCUGAAGACAGCAGUCAGACGCAUUUCCCAAGAUCUCCUCCAAGGCCCUCGUCUUCAUCACUAGAACUUCCACCAAAACAACUAUAAUGAUCAAAUUUUUCCCCACCACUUGCUGUUCAGCACUGACUCUCUGAUGUGUUGGAAACAAACUUGACAGAGCUCUUACUAGUCGUAUUAUUUUUUAUAUUUAAAUUACUGUAUUCAGGGAUCUAUGUUUGCCUUUCUUAGAUUCACUGCCAAGAUGAUGGUAUACUGUGCUUUAUAGUAAGGCACUUGGAUACCUAGGGGAAAAAUGUCUUUAAAUUGUAGUGGAAUUCUGAGCUCUGUGAUGAACUCAGAGAACAACCUAUUGCACAUGAGGAGGAAAAUCAUCGCAGAGAAUGACAUCUUCUGCCUUCUCCAGAUAGUCCGGCUUCUGCUUGACAGCUUGUUUAUUGCAUGGAAAAAGUGCAUUUCCCCACACAGAGACAAUGCUAACUAAAAACUACCCAGCUCAUUUCUCUCCAUUUCAGGAAUACUACCUCCAAAAGGGAGAACAGUGAACCCACAAUUUUUUAAAUGGGUCAAUCUUUUCCAGAGGGAGAGAUAGCUUCCUCUAAUUGUUAUUGUAUAGUAUCUGCUGGUGGUAUCAACUGUCUUGACUAUUUAAAGUGUAUUCUAGUGAAAGUUUCUUUUCACCUAGGACUGUGUAAAUACUAUUUGUGGUACUAAAGUGAUAUAGACAUAGGUUGGUGUCCUCUGUUUAUUUAGUCCAGGCUGUUGGUCUUUCCCCAUUUUGCCAGAGAUUGCUUUAUGACAAAAUUACCAUUUUUUUGUUAAAUCACCUUUGUUCUUCAUUUGACUAUAUAUCACAUGAAUAACCUCUAUUCGUUUCUGGGACAGGUGAUAAUAACCAGAGUCCCAACUCCAUGCCAAAAAUCUGAUCUUCCCUUAUAAAAUGGAUGGUAUUGGAUUGUGAGUUGGACAAAUUUAGGCUCAAAACUGAAUAACUCCUUUCCUAUCCAUGCUCUUAGUGAAAUACUAAUUGUGUCCUUGUAGAUGAUUUCUUUUCAUUAAGAAGAAAGUAAUUAACAUGACAUUUUGUUUUAACUAUCAUCCCUUAGAAUUGAGUUUUCAUUUUUAAGUCCAGGUUAAAGUCUUGUAUAUUGAUUGCACACGUUAUCUCCCUUUGAUUACUUUUUAGUCAUAAAACAAAGGUUAAAAGGUCAAGUGGUUUCCUCUCUGCAGAAAUCAGAAUCCAUUUUUUAAAAUUUUACACAGACACAAAGUUCAUUUGCCAUAAGUUUCACCAUUCAAGUUUACUUUCUCUCUCUGUUUCCUUAGAAAACUGCUCCAACAUCAUCCAUAGUAUCAUCUUGCUGUAUGCUAUCACCACCUGUUCCAUAAGUCUCAAAUAUUUUUCUUGGGGGAGGACGACUUAAUUCCUAUAGCCCUACAUAGUAGGGAUGUGUCUUUUGUAUGAUAGUAAUUGCUUAUGAACAGCUUCAAUGGAAGAAUCAAUUGUACCAUAGUAAUAGCCUCAGCUUUCCUAAACUCAUUUUUUUGUUUGUUUCAGUAUAUUUAUAAAAACUGCCCAACUUUCCUGCACUUGUAUUUGUUGAAAGCUUUGGCUGCUUGUUUUUAUAUGAUGAUUUGGUCUGUUUUCCUUCAAU